AUGACCACCAUUGACGUCGUCAUCAUAGUUGUUGCUGCUGCUAUCGUCAUCCUCAGUGUAACAGACUCAGCAACUCCCAUGCAAAUGCCUAGAUCCACAUUUGUCUUUGAUUUUGAAGUGACAACCCGUCAAAUUUGGAAGUACGCGUACCGGAGGCCUGGUUUCGAUUUCCAUAAUGUUUUGUGUCAUGCUUGCUCACAUUAAACGUUAGCAACCAUCGAUCAGAGCAUCCUUCUGAUGGACAGAGUUCUUCUUGGAAUUUAGCUUUAUCGGCGGCACCAUGGAUGACUUUCAAAAUCCGAGAGGCUUCUACAAACUGCACAUAUUGGUAGUCUAAUUAAUAAAUGUUUUCACCAAUAAACACGUCACUCAUCAAUCUCCAACAAUGUCGCUGUGGCACAGGCUAAUAUGUGAAUCAGUCUAUAUCAGCGUAUUGGAGUUUGCUGUCGAUUACGAUGAAACUGAAGAAAGCGAAUAGGUAAGUUACUACACAUGAUCUCAGAGAGCCGAGAAGCCGAGGAGCAGUUCAGAAUAAGAAGAUGCGAUCAUCGGAACUUCUGGUAUAGGAAACAAUACAGGUGCAAUCCAGGUCGAAAUGCGUGUAACUUCUAUUCAGUUUGCUUAUUUCCAAAAGACAGCAUGAGAAACACCACAUGACAUGCUUUGGUAGGCGAGAACGCUGAAAAACACUACCCGAAGGGACUCAAAAGGCUAUUGGAAACGGAGAAUCUAGGCGGGCCUUAAUCGGCCGAGCUCAGCGUACAUACAUAUAGAAGUUAUUGGUCGAACGGCAUCCCGUAAGAGUGAAGACAAGAAAUAUUUAACACCUCAGUUUAUGAUGAACAGCAGAAAUCCAAAACGGACAGUUCAUGAGCAACCAAAUAAGGAAGGUUCUAGUAGAGUGUACAGCAAGUGACGACAAUAUAAGACGAAAAACAAACAUCCGGACAUCCCAAAUGGUAAAUUGAAAAUGUGUCGAAUAUUUUACUAGGCUAAACUUUAGGCGGAAAGGCAAGAUAUACCGUGGUUUCGCGCCGCGAAUGGGCUGACAGGAUUGCAGAAGUAUUGGAUUAGCAAGGUGGAGGAUCACGGCGAUUAUUCCGCAAACAUGCGGAAUAUCCUUACGUGCAGUCUAUGCGUAUGGUCCCAACGUCUGAUUAAGCGUCCAUAUCCACCACACUGAAUUUGAUUUAUCUGCUGUAAGUUCCUUCAUGUAUCCUUAGUCUUAUUCGCCCCCCAUUCUGCCUUAACGGCACCUCACUUUCGUGGACAGUUCCUUAACGUCUUGUCUAAACUGGAAGAACCCAAUUUACGAUGUGCGAAAAGGUCGUAGUACGGAAACUCGCAUUGCUUGUGAUAGGAAUGUGCGCUAUACAUGCACAUCCACCUGGGAUGUGCAUUCGAUGUUGGUGAGCCGCUCAGGGCACACUCACUGAUUGUAAUUGCAUCGAUCAAGUGCCUGUAAAUGCCAUAACUAGCUCUGAAGAUUACACCCAGACCUCAUUGCUCAGUUGCCUAACAGUCAAGGAAACGCUGAUCGUGGGGACGUGUCGGUAGGCUUCGCCCAGUUCGUUCAUCCGCAUUCCGGUGCUCAGGGUGCUCCUAGACCCUUGAUAAGACGGUGCAGCCAAAAGUUAAGAGCAAGACCCUGCGAUGACUGGGCGCACCACCCAUGCGACCAAGCCGUGCAUGUUCACCGACACAACAAAUCUACGUCAGAUUUCUGCUCCAACUUUUGGAACUGGGCAUAUUCAGCUUCCUUUUGUUGACGUCCGGUCAUCUCGUUAUGAUGGACUUUUUCGCCAAGAAGACUGAAAGAGUCUCGGACAAAAUUUUUUCACCAUUGUAAGGGGGCUUUCAUGAUUGUAGAUGCUACCUAACUCACAGCAUGUCCUCCCCCAUGUCUCUCUACCGGACGGAUAGACUUUGGUGUUUCACUUCGACGGAUUAAAACGACGUAGGACACACAUGCCCGCCGCCGCAGAGGAUAUGCCCAUCAUAUCGCAGUCGGGUAGGGCUCCGGCUGCGAGGGCAGGGGUGUGGCGGGCUGCAUUAAAAUGUUUUAUUCAACAAUUCUAUGAACAGAUGUGCACACAGGCGCUCAUGUUGUCCCUUUUACGUCCUAUAGUUCGCACCUUCGAACCGUCACCCUCAUUACUGGUAGAGGCAACCACCUGUGCCCUUUUGAAGCAGUUCGCUUCAUUCUGUAGUGAUUGCGUCGAAGAACUGAUUUCACGGACGCAUGCCAAGUGGUUAAGUAAGCGGUUGUCCAACGUUAGGAUGGUCUUCCGUUAGGACAUAUUUAAAUUACUUCAUAUUUGUGUCAGUUGCUCACAAUCGUUCAGGAGUGAGCAUCCCCAAAGAAAAGUUUGACAAUCUUUUUGGAGACGAACAAAGGGGAACGGCCAGUUUUGAAGGGACUUGCUGAAUAUGACCCCCGUAGCGCCCGAGUACUACAGUACAACGUUUACCUUGUUUAACGUCCGACUAGAAACAAAAGGUCCCAACUAGUCUUCCAACCCCGACGACGGAACUACGUCGUCUCAGCCGUUGGCACCCCUCUUUAUCGCGUCUACGUCGUUAGUCUUUUUCUUAUGCAUGCGCGCGUGUACUUGGGGCAGCUGCGAUUAUGUUUGAUUUAGCCAAUCUCGAUCAGUGCGUGGCAGUCUGUGGUAGCGGGUCUGGAGAACCCGACCUACUUUCUCUUUCAGCGACGGAGGCCGAGUAAAGGGCAGAGAGUCACUGCAUCUUGGCGAACUACAUCUUACCAAGUCUUAAUUUGGCAGACGAGGAAGGACGUGUCCAAACCACCUGAUUUGUCUAUCUUGGACGGCUUCUUCCUCUUUUUCGUUAGUCGUUCCACGAUGAAAUAUAUAUUGUUCAUUGCUGUUCUGUAAUAAUAAUGAUUUUGUCAAUAAGUAUCUUGUUUUCCAUCUGUGCCUGUAUCGGGCGUUGGCGUCAUCGACUCCUGCUAUACUCAACCGACUAUGUAGGUCGCUACAACUUACUACCCUCUGCAACAAAUGAUGGCGAAUGUGGGCCAGGAUGUCUCCUAUGAGUUCGAGGUGGAGUCCUCCGCCGACUGGAUAAAUCAGCAUAAGUUCCUUCGGGUAGGUCCUACUACAAGACUUAAUAAGACGCAAACCAGGUCGGUCUUCAGUUUCCAACCGAUCUUCUCGAAUAUUCUAUUCGUGUGCAUGACGAGUUACGCGCAAGGACAACCGCGUCAAUCGUAAUACUUGGUGACACGCCUUACAGCAGGUACUAGAUACUUGUUUUUGUUAAUCAUGUUUUAUGCCAGUUAGCGACUACCGAUAAACCAUUCCUGCCACCUGAAGUUACCUAGUUGAUGCCUCCUUAUUGGGUGUCUCCGUUUAUUGUAGGCUUCGAAUAUUUUCCCCAAUUGAACCAUGCGCGAAGACGCUCCAGUCGUGACAUACUUUGGAAUGACUUGUGACAACUGUCGGGUAGCGAGCAGUACAUGAAUGCCAGGCACCUUCCGCUGAGUACGUUCAGGGAACGAGCUCAAACACCAUGCAUCACGUUUCUGUGGAAACAUUCUCUUGAUAGAUGACUAGUGGUCGAUGAAUAUUUUUUUUAUCCGAUUCGGGUGGACCCGACCAAGAAUGAAACUCAGAAGCAGACCACGUAAUGCUUAGAAAAGAAAGAGGUAUUCUGUGCGCUUACGAAACCAGUGGACUAGCGCCAGGACACAUUGUCGGUCGCAGCCUUCGCGUUGUAUAUCGCGACGCAGCAUUCAUUUAUGCCACUGAUCAUGAUGCACGAGACGACAUGGCUCUCCACCUCGCUUGAGACUUGGACAUUGCAGGUUCACCCCCUGGCAACUGGACUACGUAGGACUACGUUUAGACGGCGAUUGGAACACGCGUUUUUCGUUUAAUCGCCGGUUGUUGUCUGUGCGAGAGGGGACAAUAAGCUUGCAUGUAUACCAUCUCUGUUUGCAAGUGGUUCAAGCUAUUAUUUUUCCCACAUUGUCCACCAGAGAUCCGUCAUUGUGCGUGAGUGCUAUGACCUACAUGCUGGUGGGAAAGAAAAGAGCGACGAGGGACUAGCUGUAUUGCUGCCCCUGUAGGUUGCCGACAGACACUGUGCUUAGGAUGUGGUGGUAAAAUUUGUGGCGAAUUUGAUGUCUUGUUGUGAUGCUAAUUCCGAGUUGGGAACUGUUAGAGUGGACGGUGUCAUGGGAUUGGGUGUUGUGUUUAGUAGCGCGAUGUUCGUGCCUAAGGCACGGUCCCCACUUGCUAGCAGGGAGACGAUGGACAUUGCUGGUGCCGUCGGUGGAGCUGUGUGAAGUAGAGAUGCUGAGAGAGGGGAGAGUGCUGGGGUGUUGGUGAUUGUGAUCGUCGGCGAUCCGCCUCAACGGUCCCCCGUUGUGAGGCUUAAACCACUGACGAAUAUGGAAGGGGAUUGAGGGAGUGGGACAUUGAGCCUUCUCCCGAAGAGCCCUACACUGGUUGGCUAGUGGAACCUCGUGUCUGGCGUGUAUUGUGGCGGAGAUUGUAGUGAGCAAAGGGCUGGUGGUUGGGGGUUUAAGGCGACAUUUCGUCAUCACUUGAGGUUGGCGUAGGCCAUGACAGAGAGUGCUUGUGUCAGCGUUUUCUGACGGCGUAGCACUGUUGGUAUUUUCUUUCCUCAUUGCUCACCAGAGAUCCGUCAUUGUGCGUGGAGUGCUAUGGCCUACAUGCUGGUUGGAAAGAAAAGGGCGACGAGGGACCAGCUUUAUUGCUGCUCCCGUAUGUUGCCGACAGACACUGUGCUUUUGAUGUGGCGCUGGGAUUUUUGGCGACCUUGGCGUCCUGAUGUACUGCGAAUUCCGAGUUGGGGGCUUUUAGAGGGGGACCUUGAGACGAGGAGGUCGUUGUGCAGUGUUUCAUUUGGAAAUCAGAGCAUGUCGGGUGUCAUGAAGUAUGGGUUUUGUGUUUUAUAAGGGGAUAUUGGUGCGCAAAUCACCAUCCGUCCCUGCCUGCUAUGGGGCAGGGAGACGAUGGAACUGUGGUAUGUGUGUUAGUGAUGCUGUGAGAGGGCAGAGGUAUGGAGUGUGGGUAAUUGCGAUCGUCGGCGAUCCGCCUCAACGGUUUCUCGUUGUGAGGCUUAAACCACUGACGAAUAUGGAAGGGGUUUGAGGGAGUGCGGGGUAUUCAGCCUUCUCCCGGAGAGCCCUACACUGGUUGGCUAGUCGAACCUCGUGUCUGGUGUGUAUUCUGACGGCGAUUGUAGUGGCAAGGGGUUGGUGGUUGGGAGUUUGUUUUGUGUAGUUGGAGACUGUAUGCAGAUGAAGCUGCAGUUGGGGUGGGGGAGGGGUGAGGCGUGUGAUGUUGUCAAUCAAUUUUAUACCCCUGACUGCUCUGCCGCAAGUGUUGUCGGAGCCUGAGACUCUCUCGCUCGGCUAGGCGUCGUGGCCUGGAAGAUUGCCAACGGACAAUGGAAGACAGAGAUGGCAGUCAGUUAAGUAUUUCUGCUUUUUUGUCCUGACGGACUGGCGAACUGAGAGCCAGGCUGCAUUAGCUCCUUCCUUACGUAGCGUCUGGCACCCUCAGGCAUUUGAGCUGCAUGCCCCGCACCCGAUUUUAUGCGAAGUUCAGGUGCUUGUGUCUGAGGCGGGGUAGUGUAUGUGACAUGCCUAGGUGUGAGUUUACGGCGUGCCAGUCACCUGCGUCCUCGCUGUCCUUUGGUCCUCUUGACUCCGUCCUGACAUAGGGUGUAGACAGAUGAUGAUGAUGAUGAUGAUGAUGUAAGGCCGUGAUGGUGCAUAAGGGUGAUAGUUUGGUGGAGAAAGGCAGGGGUUCCACUUAUUCCAUCACCGUCUUUCUAGUGGUUUAAAGGGUCGCUUUUUUGAAAACUCAAGUCUGCGAACAGGGGUUUUCGGUCAUGCUUCGUCAGGUUAAUGCAGUUGCAUAAGGGAAUGAAAAUACACAAAAUUAACUGUUUGUAUCGGUGUGUUAAGGACUAAUAAAUGAUUAACGCUCACCAUCCCCACGCCGCCCGGAUGGCUGGGCCGGGGGAUUUUUUUCUUCAGGGCUACGGGUGGGUGGGGGGCGGAGGGCAAGAGAGUCUUUAAGUGAUGUUCUUGGAUUGAGUACACGGAGUACCCAUCAAUGUAAUUAGGGAUUUGAGGCAACAUGUCGUCAUUACUUGAGGUUGGCGUAGACCAUGAUAGAGAGAGAGUGCUUGUGUCAGCGUUUUCUGACAGUAUAACACUGGCUUAACUGUUGGUAUUUUGCGUGCGUAAUUGUCCACCAGAGAUCCGUCAUUGUGCGUGUGGUGCCAUGACCUACAUGGUGGUGGGAAAUAAAAGAGCGACGAUGGACCAGCUGUAUUGCUGUUCUUGUAGGUCGCCAACAGACACUGUGUUUAGACCGUGGAGCUAGGAUUUGUGGCGACGUUGGCGUCUUGUUGUGAUGCUAAUUCCGAGUUGGGGAGUUUUGUUGGGGGCCUUGAAGAGGAGGUUGUGGUGCAGUGUUUCAUGCGGGAAUCAGAGCAUGUCGGCUGGAGCUGUUUGAGGUAGAGAUGCCGAGAGAGGGCAGAGCGAUGGGGUGUGUGUGGUUGCGCUCGUCGGCGAUCCGCCUCAACGGUCCCCCGUUGUGAGGCUUAAACUACUGACGAAUAUGGAAGGGGAUUUUGAGGGAGGGGGGCAUUCAGCCUUCCCCCGAUAAGCCCUACACUGGUUGGCUGGUCGAACCUCGCGCCUGGUGUGUAUUCUGGUUGAUUUGUUGUACGGCUGCUUUGGCUCCUUGCUAACGGGACCUCUGGCACUCCGAGACAUUUGAGCUCUAUGCCACGCGCCCGAUUUUGUGUGAAGUGCUGGCGCUUUUGUUUCGUUUCGGGGUCAUAUAUGUGGCACCCUCAGACGAGGUCACUAUCUAUGACGGACACUGCGCCAAUCGACCGAUGUAUCGUUUGUAUCACCUGAAUUUUCUUAGUUGGUACCUGGUUAUCCGGUGUUUCCGCCUAUUGUAGGUUUCGAAUUCACUGCCUGCUUAAGAUGCUUGUGAAGAGGCCCCAGUUUUGUGGGGUAAGAUGGGUGUGUCGUAGCCUUUGGAAUAAUUUAUGGUGAUUGUACGGAGACCGAGCACAAUGGAAUUCCAGGGAGACUGAAUGAUGGACUUAGCGCAGUAAAUAGCUGCGCCAGGCGAAGGGGGACGCAUUCCGUGAACGGAUCAGGCACCAUCGACAAAAUACGUUCAGGCAUCGAGUGAAACGUGAGCUGAAGCAGCAUGCAUCACAUUUCUAAGGCAGCAUUCUCUUGAUCGACGGCCAGUGGUCCAUGAAUAACGUUUUACAUGUAGUUAGCAUAUAUUGGGCAAAGAGGUGAACUUGGAAGAAGGCCACGUGUUGCUUUACGCCACCCACUUUCAGAGGGGUAUUGUGUACUGCUACGAGACCUGCGAACUAGCACCAUACCUUAACCAUCGAUGGCAGCCAUAUGAGCCACUGGCUACUUCCGCGUAGUAUAUGGCCGUGCAACGGUGUUCUAUGCCACCAAUUAUGAGGUGCCGUAAGUUUGAAGUGAGGUGAUGCUUCACCUCGCUGCAGACUUGUGUCUUGUGGCUGAUUCACUUCCUGGCAAUGGAACUACGUAGGACAUAGGGAGCUGAGAGCGGUUUGGACGCCGGCUGAAGCCCGUGUGUUUGGUUUUCUGAAUGAUUGUUUGGCGUGGGAGAGAGAGGAGGAGCUUACAUUGAUAGCAUCUCCGUCUGUUGGUGGUUUAGGCUGUUGGUAUUUCUCAUGUCUCAUUGUCCACCAGAGAUCCGUCAUUGUGCGUGGGGUGCUAUGACCUACAUGCUGGUGGGAAAGAAAAGUGCGACGAUGGACCAGCUGUAUUGCUGCUCUUGUAGGUUGCCGACAGAUACUGUGCUUAGGAUGUGGUGGUAAGAGUUGUGGCGACGCUGGCGUCUUGUUGUACUGCUAAUUCCGAGUUGGGGAGUUUUGUUGGGGGCCUUGAAGAGGAGGUUGUGGUGCAGUGUUUCAUGCGGGAAUCAGAGCAUGUCGCCUGGAGCUGUGUAGGGUAGAAAUGCCGAGAGGGCAGAGCGAUGGGGUGUGUGUGGUUGCGCUCGUCGGCGAUCCGCCUCAACGGUCCCCCGUUGUGAGGCUUAAACCACUGACGAAUAUGGAAGGGGAUUUUGAGGGAGCAGGGCAUUCAGCCUUCGCCCGAUGAGCCCUACACUGGUUGGCUGGUCGAACUGCGUAUCUGGUGUGUAUUGUGGCAGAGAUUGUAGUGAGCAAAGGGCUGGUGGUUGGGGAUUUAAGGCGACAUUUCGUCAUCACUUGAGGUUGGCGUAGGCCAUGAUAGAGAGUGCUUGUGUCAGCGUUUUCUGACGACGUAGCACUGUUCGUAUUUUCUUUCCUCAUUGCUCACCAGAGAUCCGUCAUUGUGCGUGGAGUGCUAUGACCUACAUGCUGGUGGGAAAGAAAAGGGCGACGACGGACCAGCUUUAUUGCUGCUCCCGUAUGUUGCCGACAGACACUGUGCUUUCGAUGUGGCGCUGGGAUUUGUGGCGACUUUGGCGUCCUGAUGUACUGCGAAUUCCGAGUUGGGGGCUUUUAGAGGGGGACCUUGAGACGAGGAGGUCGUUGUGCAGUGUUUCAUUUGGAAAUCAGAGCAUGUCGGGUGUCAUGAAGUAUGGGUUUUGUGUUUAAUAAGGGGAUAUUGGUGCGCAAAUCACCAUCCGUCCCUGCCUGCUAUGGGGCAGGGAACUGUGGUAUGUGUGUUAGUGAUGCUGUGAGAGGGCAGAGGUAUGGAGUGUGGGUAAUUGCGAUCGUCGGCGAUCCGCCUCAACGGUUUCUCGUUGUGAGGCUUAAACCACUGACGAAUAUGGAAGGGGCUUGAGGGAGUGCGGGGUAUUCAGCCUUCUCCCGAUGAGCCCUACACUAGUUGGCUAGUGGGACCUCGUGUCUGUUGUGUACUCUGGCGGACAUUGUGGUGGGCGAGGGGCUGGAGGCUGGGAGUAUGUUUUUGUGCAAUCGGAGACUGUAUAGAUGAAGUUGCAGUCGGAGUGAAUGAGAAGUGAGACGUGUGAUGUCAGUCAGUCUUAUCGGAGCCGGAGACUGUCUCGGUCGGCUAGGCGUUGUGGCCUGGUAGAUUGCCAACGGACAAUGGAAGACACAGCUGGCAGUCAGCUCAGUAUUUCUGGUUUUUUCGUUUUGGCGGACUGGCGAGCUGAGAGCCAGGCUGCAGUAGCCCCUUUCUUAUGUAAUCUCUGGCAUCCUCAGGCAUUUGAGCUGCAUGCCGUCCACCCGAUUUAAUGCGAAGUGCAGGUGCUUGUGUCUGGGGGCGGGGUAGUGUAUGUGACAUGCCUAGGUGUGAGUUUACGGCGUGCCAGUAACCUGCGUCCUCGCUGGCCUUUGGUCUUCCUUACUCUGUCCUGUGCAGACAGACGAUGAGGAGAGAGAGAGCGGUAGGUGCAGUGCAAGCGUAAAACGAUUCACGUGUAAGUCACCUUCCCUGCUCUCACGCUGUUUUGGAGCAGACAGUGGGUUUCGUCGGUCAUGAGGGUGGAAAUGUUGCGUGGUGAGGUGAAGAUGUGUGUUGGUUGAUGACGAUUUUGGCGCCUCCAAUUUAGGGGGAAAGGCCGUAAUGGGACAUAAGGGUGAUGGUUUGGUUGUGACCGGUAGAGGCUCCACUUAUGCCAUCACCGUUUUUCACGUAGUUUAAAAUGUUGUUAUUUUGGAAACUCAAGUCGGAGAACAGGGGUUUUCGGUCAUUCUUCGUGAGGUCAAUGCAGUUGCAUAAGGGUAUGAAAAUACACAAAAUUAACUGUUUUUAUAGGUGUGUUAAGGACUAAUAAAUGAUUAACGCUCACCAUCCCCACGCCGCCCGGAUGGCUGGGCCGGGGGAUUUUUUUCUUCAGGGCUACGGGUGGGUGGGGGGGGGAGGGCAAGAGAGUCUUUAAGUGAUGUUCUUGGAUUGAGUACACGGAGUACCCAUCAAUGUAAUUAGGGAUUUGAGGCAACAUGUCGUCAUUACUUGAGGUUGGCGUAGACCAUGAUAGAGAGGGAGAGUGCUUGUGUCAGCGUUUUCUGACAGUAUAACACUGGCUUAACUGUUGGUAUUUUGCGUGCGUAAUUGUCCACCAGAGAUCCGUCAUUGUGCGUGGGGUGCCAUGACCUACAUACUGGUGGGAAAGAAAAGAGCGACGAGGGACCAGCAGUAUUGCUGCUCUUGUAGGUUGCCGACAGACACUGUGUUUAGACCGUGGAGCUAGGAGUGGCGACGUUGGCGUCUUGUUGUGAUGCUAAUUCUGAGUUGGGGAGUUUUGUUGGGGGCCUUGAAGAGGAGGUUGUGGUGCAGUGUUUCAUGCGGGAAUCAGAGCAUGUCGGCUGGAGCUGUGUAGGGUAGAGAUGCCGAGAGAGGGCAGAGCGAUGGGGUGUGUGUGGUUGCGCUCGUCGGCGAUCCGCCUCAACGGUUCCCCGUUGUGAGGCUUAAGCCACUGACGAAUAUGGAAGGGGAUUUUGAGGGAGUGCAGGGCAUUCAGCCUUCGCCCGAUGAGCCCUACACUGGUUGGCUGGUCGAACUGCGUAUCUGGUGUGUAUUCUGGUUGAUUUGUUGUACGGCUGCAUUGGCUCCUUGUUAACGUGACCUCUGGUACUCUGAGACAUUUCAGCUCUAUGCCACGCACCCGAUUUUGUGUGAAGUGCUGGCGCUUUUGUUUCGUUUCGGGGUCAUAUAUGUGGCACCGUCAGACGAGGUCACUAUCUAUGACGGACACUGCGCCAAUCGACCGAUGAAUCGUUUGUGUCACCCGAUUUUUCUUAGUUGGUAACUCGUUUUCCGGUGUUCCCGCUUAUUGUAGGUUUCGUAUUUGCUACCCGUUUCAGAUGCUCGUCGAGACUCCCCAGUUUUGUGAGGUAGAAUGGGUGUGUAGUACCCUUUAGAAUAAUUUGUGGUGAUUGUACGGAGACCGAGCACAAUGGAAUUCCAGGGAGACUGAAUGAUGGAUUUAGGGCAGUAAAUAGCUGCGCCAGGCGAAGGGAGACGCAUUCCGUGAACGGAUGAGGCACCAUCCGCAGAAUUCGUUCAGGCACGGAGUGAAGCAUGAGCUCAAGCAGCAUGGAUCACAUUGCAAUGACAGAAUUCUCUUGAUAGAAGACCAGUGGUCCAUGAAUAAUAACGUUUUAUUUGUAGUUAGCACGGAUUGAGCAAAGAGGUGAACUUGGAAGAAGGCCACGGGUUCCUUUACGCCACCCACAUUGAGAGGGGUAUUCUAUACUGGUGCGGAACCUGCGAACUAGCACCGUGCCUUAAACAUCUAUGGCAGCCAUAUAAGUCAUUGGCUACCUCCGCUUGGUAUAUGGCCGUGCAAGGGUGAUCUAUGCCAGCAAUCAUGAAGAGCCGUAAGCUUGAAGUGAGGUGAAGCUUCACCUGGCUGCAGACUUGUGUCUUGUGGUUGAUUUCUUUCGUGGCACUGGAAGUACGUAGGACAUAGGGAGCUGAGAGGGGUUUGCACGCCGGUUGAAGCCCGUGUGUUUGAUUUUCUGAAUGAUUGUGUGGCGUGGGAAAGAGAGAGAGGAGGAGCUUACAUUGAUAGCAUCUCCGUCUGUUAGUGGUUUAGGCUGUUGGUAAUUUUCAUGUCUCAUUUUUCACCAGAGAUCCGUCAUUGUGCGUGGGGUGCCAUGACCUACAAGCUGGUGGGAAAGAAAAGGGCGACGAGGGACCAGCUGUAGUGCUGCUCCUGUAGGUUGCCGACAGACCGUGUGCUUAGGAUGUGGUGCUAGGAUUUGUGGCGACGUUGGCGUCUUGUUGUACCGCGAAUUCCGAGUUGGGGACUGUUAGAAGUGAGGCCUUGAAAUGGUGGGUGUCAUGGGGUUGGGUGUUGUGUUUAGUCGGGGGAUGUUGGUGCCUAAGGCACUGUCCCUGCCUGCUAUAGGGAAGGCAGACAGUGGACAUUGUUGGUGCCGGCGGUGGAGCUGUGUGGGUUAGAGAUGCUGAGAUAGGAGAGGGCAGAGCGAUGGGGUGUGGGUGUUUGCGAUCGUCGGCGAUCCGCCUCAACGGUUUCUCGUUGUGAGGCUUAAACCACUGACGAAUAUGGAAGGGGCUUGAGGGAGUGCGGAGUAUUCAGCCUUCUCCCAAUGAACCCUACACUAGUUGGCUAGUGGGACCUCGUGUCUGGUGUGUACUCUGGCGGAGAUUGUGGUGGGCGAGGGGCAGGAGGCUGGGAGUAUGUUUUUGUGCAAUCGGAGACUGUAUAGAUGAAGUUGCAGUCGGAGUGAAUGUGAAGUGAGAUUUGUGAUUUCAAUCAAUGUUAUCGGAGCCUGAGGCUGUCUCGGUCGGCUAGACGUCGUGGCCUGGUAGAUUGCCAACGGACAAUGGAAGACAGAGCUGGCAGUCAGCUCAGUAUUUCUGGUUUUUUCGUGUUGGCGGACUGGCGAACUGAGAGCCAGGCUGCAUUAGCCCCUUUCUUAUGUAAUCUCUGGCAUCCUCAGGCAUUUGAGCUGCAUGCCGCGCACCCGAUUUUAUGCGAAGUCCAGGUGCUUGUGUCUGGGGCGGGGUACUGUAUGUGGCUAUGUGUAGGUGUGAGUUUACGGCGUGCCAGUCACCUGCGUCCUCGCUGGCCUUUGGUCUUCCUUACUCUGUCCUGUGCAGACAGACGAUGAGGAGAGAGAGAGCGGUAGGUGCAGUGCAAGCGUAAAACGAUUCACGUGUAAGUCACCGUCCCUGCUCUCACACUGUUUUGGAGCAGAUAGUGUACAUCGUCGGUCAUGAGGGUGGAACUGUUGCGUGGUGAGGUGAUGUGUGUUGGUCGAUGAUGAUUUUGGCGUCUCCAAUUUGGGGAGAAUUACCGUGAUGGGACAUUAAGGUGAUGGUUUGGUUGUGAGCGGUAGGGGCUCCACUUAUGCCAUCAUCGUUUUUCACGUAGUUUAAACUGUUGUUAUUUUGGAAACUCAAGUCGGAGAACAGGCGUUUUCGGUAAUUCUCCGUCAGGUCAACAGAGUUACAGCAAGGAAUGAAAAUACAAAAUUGGCAGUGUUUAUGGGUGUUUUAAGGACUAAUAAAUUGCUAACACUCAGCAUCUCCACGCCGCUCGCAUGACUAGGUUGGGGCAGUUUUUUUCAGGGCUAGGGGUGGGGGGGGGGCAAGAGUGCCUUUGAGUGAUGUUCUUGGAUUGAGUACACGGAGUACCCAUCACUGUAAGUAGGAAUUUGAGGCGACAUGUCGUCAACACUUGGGGUUGGCGUAGGCCAAGGUCGAUACAGUACUUGUUUCAGCGUUUUCUGACAGCAUAGCACUGGAUUCACUGUUGCUGUCUUUAUUUCCUCAUUGUCCACCAGAGAUCCGUCUUUGUGCGUGGGGUGCUAUGACCUACAAGCUGGUGGGAAAGAAAAGAGCGACGAGGGACUAGCUGUAUUGCUGCUCCUGUAGUUUGCCGACAGACACUGUGCCUAGGAUGUGGUGGUAAGAGUUUUGGCGACGUUGACGUCUUGUUGUACCGCGAAUUCCGAGUUGGGGACUGUUAGAAUGGAGGUUGUCCUGGGGUUGGGUGUUGUGUUUAGUAGGGCGAUGUUGGCGCCUACUCCACUGUUCCUGCCUGCUAUAGGAAAGGCAGACAGUGGACAUUGUUGGUGCCGGCGGUGGAGCUGUGUGGGGUAGAGACGCUGAGAGAGGAGAUUGUGAUGGGGUGUGGGUGAUUGCGAUCGUCGGCGAUCCGCCUCAACGGUCCCUCGUUGUGAGGCUUAAGCCUCUGACGAAUAUCGAAGGGGAUUUUGAGGGGGGGGGGGGCAUUCAGCCUUCCCCCGAUGAGCCCUACACUGGUUGGCUGGUCGAACCUCGUCUUUAGUAUGUAAUCUGGUUGAUUUAGAGUGAGGCUGCAUUGGCUCCUUGUGAACGUGACCUCUGGUACUCUGAGACAUUUGAGCUCUAUGCCACGCACCCGAUUUUGUGUGAAGUGCUGGCGCUUUUGUUUCGUUUCGGGGUCAUAUAUGUUGCAGCGUCGGACGAGGUCACUAUCUAUGACAGACACUGCGCCAAUCCCCCUAACCAGACCACAACGGAUGAAUCCUUUGUGCUACCUGAAUUUCCUUGGUACAUCGUUAUCCGGUGUUUCCGCUUACUGUAGGUUUUGGAUCCUCCGCCCGUUUAAGAUGUUCGUUAAGACGCCCCAGUUGUGUGAGUUAGAAUGGGUGUGUCGUAGCCUUCAGAAUAAUUUGUGGUGAUUGUACGGGGACCGAGCACGAUGGAAUUCCAGGGAGACUGAAUGAUGGAUUUAGGGCAGUAAAUAGCUGCGCCAGGCGAAGGGAGACGCAUUCCGUGAACGGAUCAGGGACCAUCCGCAGAAUUCGUUCAGGCAUGGAGUGACGCGUGAGCUCAAUCAGCAUGGAUCACAUUGCAAUGGCAGAAUUCUCUUGAUAGAAGACCAGUGGUCCAUGAAUAAUAACGUAUUAUUUGUAGUUAGCACGGAUUGGGCAAAGAGAUGAACUUGGAAGGAGGCCACGGGUUCCUUUACGCCACUCACAUUGAGAGGGGUAUUCUAUACUGGUGCGGAACAUGCGAACUAGCACCAUAGCUUAACCAUCUAUGGCAGCCAUAUAAGUCAUUGGCUACCUCCGCUUGGUAUAUGGCCGUGCAAGUGUGAUCUAUGCCAGCAAUCAUGAAGAGCCGUAAGCUUGAAGUGAGGUGAAGCUUCACCUGGCUGCAGACUUGUGUCUUGUGGUUGAUUCCUUUCGUGGCACUGGAAGUACGUAGGACAUAGUGAGCAGAAAGCGGUUUGGACGCCGGCUAAAGCCCGUGUGUUUGGUUUUGUCAGUUAUUGUGUGGGUUGGGAGGGAGGAGGAGCUUACAUUCAUGCCAUCUUCGUCUGUUAGUGGUUUAGGCUGUUGGUAUUUUUUCGUGCCUCAUUGUCCACCAGAGAUCCGUCAUUGUGCGUGGGGUGCAAUGACCUACAUGCUGGUGGGAAGAAAAGAGCUUUGAGGGACUAGGUGUAUUGCUGAUCCUGUAGGUUGUCGACAGGCACUGUGCCUAGGAUGUGGUGGUAAGAGUUGUGGCGACGUUGACGUCUUGUACUGCGAAUUCCGAGUUGGGGACUGUUAGAAUGGAGGGUGUCCUGGGGUUGGGUGUUGUGAUUAGUAGCGGGAUGGUGGUGCCUAAUCCAUUGUUCCUGCCUUCUGUAGGAAAGGCAGACAGUGGACAUUGUUGGUGCCAACGGUGGAGCUGUGUGGGGUAGAGACGCUGAGAGAUGAGAGAAUUAUGGGGCGUUUGUGAUUGGGAUCGUCGGCGAUUCGUCUCAGCGGUCUGUCGUUGUGAGGCUUAAACCACUGGCGAAUAUGGAAGGGGAUUGAGGGAGGGGGACAUUCAACCUUCUCCCGAUGAGCCCUACACUGGUUGACUGGUCGAACCUCGUAUUUAAUAUGUAUUGCGGUGGAUUUAGAGUGAGGCUGCAUUGGCUCCUUGUUAACGUGUCCUCUGGUACUCUGAGACAUUUGAGCUCUAUGCCACGCACCCGAUUUUGUGUGAAGUGCUGGCGCUUUUGUUUCGUUUCGGGGUCAUAUAUGUGGCACUGUCAGACGAGGUCACUAUCUAUGACGGACACUGCGCCAAUCGACCGAUGAAUCGUUUGUGUCACCCGAUUUUUCUUAGUUGGUAACUCGUUUUCCGGUGUUCCCGCUUAUUGUAGGUUUCGUAUUUGCUACCCGUUUUAGAUGCUCGUCAAGACUCCCCAGUUUUGUGAGGUAGAGUGGGUGUGUAGUACCCUUUAGAAUAAUUUGUGGUGAUUGUACGGAGGCCGAGCACAAUGGAAUUCCAGGGAGACUGAAUGAUGGAUUUAGGGCAGUAAAUAGCUGCGCCAGGCGAAGGGAGACGCAUUCCGUGAACGGAUUAGGUACCAUCCGCAGAAUUCGUUCAGGCAUGGAGUGACGCGUGAGCUCAAUCAUCAUGGAUGGCAUUCCAAUAGAAGAACAGUCGUCAAUGAAUAAUAACGUUUUAUGUCUAUUUAGCUUGGACUGGACAAAUAGGUGAACUUGGAGGUAGGCCAUGUGUUUUAGGUAGGACAGUGAGCAGAGAGCGGUUUAGCCGCCGACUGAAGCCCGUGUGAUUGCUUUUGUCAGUGAUUUUGUGGUGUAGAAGAUAGCAGAAGCUUACAUUCAUACUAUCUCCGUCUGUUGGUGGUUUCUGCUGUUGGUAGUUUUCGUGCCUCAUUGUCCACCAGAGAUCCGUCAUUGUGCGUGGGGUGCUAUGACCUACAUGCUGGUGGGAAAGAAAAGGGCGACGAGGGACCAGCUGUAGUGCUGCUCCUGUAGGUUGCCGACAGACACUGUGCUUAGGAUGUGGUGCUAGGAUUUGUGGCGACGUUGGCGUCUUGUUGUACCGCCAAUUCCGAGUUGGGGACUGUUAGAAGGGAGGCCUUGAAAUGGUGGGUGUCAUGGGGUUGGGUGUUGUGUUUAGUAGGGGGAUGUUGGUGCCUAAGGCACUGUCCCUGCCUGCUAUAGGGAAGGCAGACAGUGGACAUUGUUGGUGCCGGCGGUGGAACUGUGUGUGUUUGUUAGUGAUGCUGAGAGAAGAGAGAGUGUGAUGGGCUGUGGGUGGUUGCGCUCGUCGGCGAUCCGCCUCAACGGUCCCCCGUUGUGAGGCUUAAACCACUGACGAAUAUGGAAGGGGAUUUUGAGGGAGGGGGGCAUUCAGCCUUCUCCCGAUGAGCCCUACACUGGCUGGCUGGUCGAACUGCGUAUCUGGUGUGUAUUCUGGUUGAUUUGUUGUACGGCUGCAUUGGCUCCUUGUUAACGUGACCUGGUACUCUGAGAGAUUUGAGCUCUAUGCCACGUACCCGAUUUUGUGUGAAGUGCUGGCGCUUUUGUUUCGUUUCGGGGUCAUAUAUGUGGCACCCUCAGACGAGGUCACUAUCUAUGACGGACACUGCGCCAAUCGACCGAUGAAUCGUUUGUGUCACCCGAUUUUUCUUAGUUGGUAACUCGUUUUCCGGUGUUCCCGCUUAUUGUAGGUUUCGUAUUUGCUACCCGUUUUAGAUGCUCGUCAAGACUCCCCAGUUUUGUGGGGUAAGAUGGGUGUGUCGUCCCCUUUAGAAUAAUUUGUGGUGAUUGUACGGGGACCGAGCACGAUGGAAUUCCAGGGAGACUGAAUGAUGGACUUAGCGCAGUAAAUAGCUGCGCCAGGCGAAGGGAGACGCAUUCCGUGAACGGAUCAGGUACCAUCCGCAGAAUUCGUUUAGGCAUCGAGUGAAGCGUGAGCUCAAGCAGCAUGGAUCACAUUUCAAUGACAGAAUUCUCUUGAUAGAAGACCAGUGGUCCAUGAAUAAUAACGUUUUAUUUGUAGUUAGCACGGAUUGGGCAAAGAGGUGAACUUGGAAGAAGGCCACGGGUUCCUUUACGCCACCCACAUUGAGUGGGCUAUUCUAUACUGGUGCGGAACCUGCGAACUAGCACCGUGCCUUAAACAUCGAUAGCAGCCAUAUAAGUCAUUGGCUACCUCCGCUUGGUAUAUGGCCGUGCAAGGAUGAUCUAUGCCAGCAAUCAUGAAGAGCCGUAAGCUUGAAGUGAGGUGAAGCUUCACCUGGCUGCAGACUUGUGUCUUGUGGUUGAUUCCUUUCGUGGCACUGGAAGUACGUAGGACAUAGUGAGCAAAAAGUGGUUUGGACGCCGGCUAAAGCCCGUGUGUUUGGUUUUACCAAUGAUUGCCUGGGUUGGGAGGCAGGAGGAGCUUACAUUCAUGCCAUCUUCGUCUGCUAGUGGUUAAGGCUGUUGAUAUUUUUCGUGCCUCACUGUCCACCGGAGAUCCGUCAUAGUGCGUGGGGUGCUAUGACCUACAUGCUGGUGGGAAAGAAAAGAGCGACGAGGGACUAGCUGUAUUGCUGCCCCUGUAGGUUGCCGACAGACACUGUGCUUAGGAUGUGGUGGUAAAAUUUGUGGCGAAUUUGAUGUCUUGUUGUGAUGCUAAUUCCAGUUAGGGACUGUUAGGAUGAAGGUUAUCAUGGGAUUGGGUGUUGUGUUUAGUAGCGCGAUGUUCGUGCCUAAGGCACGGUCCCCACUUGCUAGCAGGGAUACGAUGGACAUUGCUGAUGCCGUCGGUGGAGCUGUGUGAAGUAGAGAUGCUCAGAGAGGGGAGAGCGACGGACUGUGGGUGAUUGCGAUCGUCGGCGAUCCGCCUCAACGGUCCCUCGUUGUGAGGCUUAAACCACUGACGAAUAUGGAAGGGGAUUUUGAGGGAGCAGGGCAUUCAGCCUUCCCCCGAUAAGCCUUACACUGGUUGGCUGGUCGAACCUCGUCUUUAGUAUGUAGUCUGGUUGAUUUAGAGUGAGACUGCAUCGACUGCAUGCUAACGUGAUCUGUGGCACUCUCACGCAUUUGAUCUGUAUGCGGCGCACUGCCUUUGUGUGAAGUUCUGGCGCUUUUGUUUCCUCUCGGGCUCAUAUAUGUGACACCCUGAAACGAGGUAAUUAUCUAUGGCAAAUACUGCGGCAAUCGCCCUAACCAGACGACUACCGAUGAAUCCUUUGUACCACCUGAAUUUUCUUAGUUGGUACCGCGUUAUCCGGUGUUUCCGCCUAUUGUAAGUUCCGAAUUGACUGCCUGCUUAAGAUGCUUGUGAAGAGGCCCCAGUUGUGUGGGGUAAGAUGUGUGUGUCGUCCCCUUCAGAAUAAUUUGUGGUGAUUGUACGGAGACCGAGCACAAUGGAAUUCCAGCGAGAGAGCGGUAGGUGCAGUGCAAGCGUACUAUCACUAAAACGAUUCACGUGCAAGUUACCGUCCCUGCUCUCAUGCUGUUUUGGAGCGGACAGUGGGUGUCGUCGGUCACGACGGCGGGACUGUUGCCUGGUGAGGUGAAGAUGUGUGUUGGUUGAUGACGAUUUAGGCGCCUUCAAUUUGAGGUGUAUGGCCGUGAUGGGGCAUAAGGUUGAUAGUUUGCUUGAGAGAGGUAGAGGUCCCACUAAUGCCAUCACCGUUUUUCUAGUGGAUUAAAAGGUCGCUAUUUUGAAAACUCAAGUCUGCGAACAGGGGUUUUCGGUCAUUCUUCGUCAGGUCAAUGCAGUUGCAUAAGGGAAUGAAAAUACACAAAAUUAACAGGUGUGUUAAGGAGUACCCAUCAAUGCAAUUAGGGAUUUGAGGCAACAUGUCGUGAUUACUUGUGGUUGGCGUAGACCAUGAUAGAGAGAGAGUGCUUGUGUCAGCGUUUUCUGACAGUAUAACACUGGCUUAGCUGUUGUUAUUUUUCGUGCGUAAUUGUCCACCAGAGAUCCGUCAUUGUGCGUAGGGUGCUAUGACCUACAAGCUGGUGGGAAAGAAAAGAGCGACGUGGGACCAGCUGUAUUGCUGCUCCUGUAGUUUGCCGACAGACACUGUGCUUAGGAUGUGGGGCUAAGAUUUGUGGCGACAUUGGCGUCUUGCUGUGAUGCUAAUUCCGGGUUGGGGGUAUUUAGAUGGGGACCUUGUGAUGACGAGGUCGUCGUACAGUGUUCAUUUGGGAAUCAGAGCGUGUCGGUUGUCAUGAGGUUCGGUGUUGUGUUCAGAAGGGGGAUGUUGGUGCACAAGUCACCAUCCGUCCCUGCCUCCUAUGGGGCAAGGAGACGAUGGACGUCGUUGGUAACGAGGGUGGAACUGUGUGGGGUAGAGAUGCUGAGAUAUGACACAGUGAUGGGGCAUGGGUGGCUGCGAUCGUCGGCGAUCCGCCUCAACGGUCCCUCGUUUUGAGGCUUAAACCACCGACGAAUAUGGAUGCGGAUUGAGGGAGUGCCGCGUUCGGCCUUCUCCCGAUGAGCCCUACACUGGUUGGCUGGUCGAACCUCGCGUCUGAUGUGUAUUUUGGUGGAUUUAGAGUUAUGUUACAUUGGCUCCUUGCUAACGGGAUCUCUGGCACUCGCGCAUUUGAGGUCUAUGUGGCGCAUCACCUUUUGUAUAAAGUGCUGGCGCCUGAGACGAGGUCACUGUCUAUGACAGACACUGUGCCAAUCCCCCUAUGCAGACAACUACCAAUGCAUCCUUUGUAUCACCUGAAUUUUCUUAGUUGGUACCUGGUUAUCGGGUGUUACCGCAUAUUGUAGGUUUCGAAUUCGCCGCCUGUUUAAGAUGUUCAUGAAGAGGCCCCAGUUCUGUGAGGUAGAAUAGGCGUGUCGUACCCUUUAGAAUUAAUUUGUGGUGAUUUUCCGGGGACCGAGCACGAUGGAAUUCCAGGGAGAUUGAAUGAUGGACUUAGCGCAGUAAAUAGGUGCGCCAGACGAAGGGAGGCGCAUUCCGCGAACGGAUGAGGCACCAUCCGCAGAAUACGUUCAGGCAUCGAGUGAAGCGUGAGCUCAAUCAGCAUGGGUUACAUUCCAAUGGCAGCAUUCUCUUGAUAGACGACCAGUGGUCCAUGAACAAUAACGUUUUAUUUGUAGUAAGCACGGAUUGGGCGAAGCGGUGAUACUUCACCUGGCUGCAGACUUGUGCCUUGUGGCCGAUUAACUUCGUGGCAAUGGAACUACGUAGGACAUGGUAAGCAGAGCGCUUUUGACGCCGGCUAAAGCCCGUGUGUUUGGUUUUCCCAAUGAUUGUGUGGCGUGGGAGAGAGGAGGAGCUCACAUUUAUACCCUCUCCGUCUGUUAGUGUUUUAAGCUGUUGGAAUUUUCCGUGCCUCAUUGUCCACCAGAGAUCCGUCAUUGUGCGUGGGGUGCUAUGACCUACAUGCUGGUGGGAAAGAAAAGAGCGACGAGGGACCAGCUGUAUUGCUGCUCCUGUAGGUUGCCGACAGACACUGCGCUUAGGAUGUGGGGCUAGGAGUGGUAACGUUGGCGUCUUGUUGUACUGCGAAUUCCGAGUUAGGGACUGUUAGAAUGGAGGGUGUCCUGGGGUUGGGUGUUGUGUUUAGUAGUGGGAUGUUGGUGCCUAAGGCACCGUCCCUGCUUGGUAUGGGACAGGGAGACGAUGGACAUUGUUGGUACUGGCGACGGAGCUGUGUGGGGUAGAGAUGCCGCGAGAGGAGAGAGUGCUGGGGUGUUGGUGAUUGUGAUCGUCGGCGAUCCGCCUCAACGGUCCCUCGUUGUGAGGCUUAAACCACUGACGAAUAUGGAAGGGGAUUUUGAGGGAGCGGGGCAUUCAGCCUUCUCCUGAAGAGCCCUACACUGGUUGGCUGAUCGAACCUCGUGUCUAGUGUGGCGACGUUGACGUCUUGUUGUACUGCGAAGUCCGAGUUGGGAACUUUUAGAUGGGACCUUGAAGAGGAAGUCGUGCAGUGUUUCAUUUGGGAAUCAGAGCGUGUCGGGUGGCACGAGGUGGGGUGUUGUGUUUAGUAGGGGGAUAUUCGUGCGAAAGUCGCCAUCCGUCCCUGCCUGCUAUGGGGCAGGGAGACGAUGGACGUCGUUAGUAACGAGGGCGGAACUGUGUGUAUGUGUUAGUAAUGCUGAGAGAGGGCGGAGGGAUGGGCUGUGGGUAAUUGCAAUCGUUGGCGAUCCGCCUCAACGGUCCCUCGUUUUGAGGCUUAAACCACUGACGAAUAUGGAAGGGAAUUGAGGGAGCGGGGCGUUCAGCCCUCUCCCGAUGAGCCCUACACUGGUGGACUGGUCGAACCUCGUAUUUAGUAUGUAAUCUGGUUGAUUUAGAGUGAGGCUGCAUUGGCUCCUUGGUAGCGUUGCCUGUGACACUCACGCAUUUGAGCCUUAUUCUGCGCCCCGCCUUUUGUGUGCAGUGCUGGCACUUUUGUUUCGUUUCGGGGUCAUAUAUGUUGCACCGUCAGGCGAGGUCACUAUCUAUGACAGACACUGCGCAAAUCCCCCUAACCAGACCACUACCGAUGAAUCCUUUGUGCUACCUGAAUUUCCUUGGUACAUCGUUAUCCGGUGUUUCCGCUUACUGCAGGUUUUGGAUCCUCCACCCGUUUAAGAUGUUGGUGAAGACACCCCAGUUGUGUGAGGUAGAAUGGGCGUGCCGUAGCCUUUAGAAUAAUUUGUGCUGAUUGAUUGUACGGCGACCGAGCACGAUGGAAUUCCAGGGAGACUGGAUGAUGAACUUAGCGCAGUAAAUAGCUGCGCCAGGCGAAGGGAGACGCAUUCCGUGAACGGAUCAGGUACCAUCCGCAGAAUAUGUUCAGGCACGGAGUGAAGCAUGAGCUCAAGCAGCAUGGAUCACAUUGCAAUGGCAGCACUCUCUUGAUAGAAGACCAGUGAUCCAUGAAUAAUAACGUUUUAUUUGUAGUUAGCACGGAUUGGGCGAAGCGGUGAUACUUCACCUGGCUGCAGAAUUGUGUCUUGUGGUUGAUUCACUUCGUGGCAGUGGAAGUACGUAGGACAUGGUAAGCAGAGUGCUUUUGACGCCGGCUAAAGCCCGGGUGUUUGGUUUUCUGGAUGAUUGUGUGGCGUUGGAAAGAGAGAGAGGAGGAGCUUACAUUUAUACCCUCUUCGUCUGUUAGUGGUUUAAGCCGUUGGAAUUUUUCGUGCCUCAUUGUCCACCAGAGAUCCGUCAUUGUGCGUGGGGUGCUAUGACCUACAAGCUGGUGGGAAAGAAAAGAGCGAUGAGGGACUAGCUGUAUUGCUGCUCCUGUAGGUCGCCAACAGACACUGUGCUAAGGAUGUGGGACUAAGAUUUGUGGCGACUUUGGUGUCUUGCUGUUGGGGACUGUUAGAAGGGAGGCCCUGAAAUGGAGGGUGUCAUGGAGUUGGGUGUUGUGUUUAGUAGGGGGAUGGUGGACAUCGUUUGUAACGACGGUGGAUGAGUGUGUGUGGUAGUGAUGCUGAGAGAGGAGAGACUGAUGGGGUGUGGGUGAUUGCGGUCGUCGGCGAUCCGCCUCAACGGUCCCUCGUUGUGAGGCUUAAACCACUGACGAAUAUGGAAGGGGAUUGAGGGAGCAGGGCAUUCAGCCUUCUCCUGAAGAGCCCUACACUGGUUGGUUGGUCGAACCUCGUGUCUAGUGUGUAUUCUGACGCAGGUUAUAGUGGGGCGGGGGGCUGGUGGUUGGGUGUUUGUUUUCGUGUAUUUGGAGACUGCGUGUAUAUGAAGCUGCAGUCGGAGUGGGGUAGGGGUGAGGCGUGUGAUGUUGUCAAUCAAUUUUAUACACCUGACUCCUCUGUCGCAAGUGUUAUUGGAGCCUGAGACUGUCUCUGUCGGCUAGGCGUCGUGGCCUGGAAGAUUGCCAACGGACAAUGGAAGACAGAGCUGGCAGUCCGCUUAGUAUUUCUCGUUUUUUCGUGUUGGCGGACUGGCGAACUGAGAGCCAGGCUGCAUUAGCCCCUUUCUUAUGUAAUCUCUGGCAUCCUCAGGCAUUUGAGCUGCAUGCCGCCCGCCUGAUUUUAUGCGAAGUCCAGGUGCUUGUGUCUGGGGCGGGGUUGUGGGAGGGCAAGAGAGUCUUUAAGUGAUGUUCUUGGAUUGAGUACACGGAGUACCCAUCAAUGUAAUUAGGGAUUUGAGGCAACAUGUCGUCAUUACUUGAGGUUGGCGUAGACCAUAAUAGAGAGAGAGAGAGUGCUUGUGUCAGCGUUUUCUGACAGUAUAACACUGGCUUAACUGUUGGUAUUUUGCAUGCGUAAUUGUCCACCAGAGAUCCGUCAUUGUGCGUGUGGUGCCGUGACCUACAUGCUGGUGGGAAAGAAAAGUGCGACGAUGGACCAGCUGAGAGAGGGCAGAGCGAUGGGGUGUGUGUGGUUGCGCUCGUCGGCGAUCCGCCUCAACGGUCCCCCGUUGUGAGGCUUAAACCACUGACGAAUAUAGGAGGGGAUUUCGAGGGAGCAGGGCAUUCAGCCUUCGCCCGAUGAGCCCUACAUGGAGUUGGGUGUUGUGUUUAGUAGGGGGAUGUUGGUGCCUAAGGCACCGUCCCUGCCUGUUAUAGGGAAGGCAGACAGUGGACAUUGUUGGUGCCGGCGGUGGAUGAGUGUGUGUUUGUUAGUGAUGCUGAGAGAAGAGAGAGUGUGAUGGGGUGUGGGUGAUUGUGAUCGUCGGCGAUCCGCCUCAACGGUCCCUCGUUGUGAGGCUUAAACCACUGACGAAUAUGGAAGGGGAUUGAGGGAGGGGGGCAUUCAGCCCUCUCCCGAUGAGAUCUACGCUGGUUGGCUGGUCGAACCUCGUAUUUAAUAUGUAAUCUGGUUGAUUUAGAGUGAGGCUGCAUCGACUCCAUGCUAACGUGAUCUGUGGCACUCUCACGCAUUUGAUCUGUAUGCGGCGCACUGCCUUUUGUGUGAAGUUCUGGCGCUUUUGUUUCCUCUCGGGGUCAUAUAUGUGGCACCCUGAGACGAGGUCAUUAUCUAUGGCAAAUACUGCGGCAAUCGCCCCAACCAGACGACUACCGAUGAAUCCUUUGUGCCACCUGAAUUUUCUUAGUUGGUACCUGGUUAUCCGGUGUUCCCGCUUAUGGUAGGUUUUUAAUUCGCUACCCGUUUAAGAUGCUUGUGAAGAGGCCCCAGUUCUGUGAGGUAGAAUGGGUGUGUCGUACCAUUUAGAACAAUUUGUGGUGAUUGUACGGGGACCAAGCGGGAAUGAAUUCCAGGGAGACUGAAUGAUGGACUUAGCGCAAUAAAUAGCUGCGCCAGGCGAAGGGAGACGCAUUCCGUGAACGGAUCAGGCACCAUCGACAAAAUACGUUCAGGCAUCGAGUGAAACGUGAGCUCAAUCAGCAUGGAUCGCAUUCCAAUAGAAGAACAGUCGUCAAUGAAUAAUAACGUUUUAUAUCUAUUUAGCUUGGACUGGGCAAAUAGGUGAACUUGGAAGAAGGCCACGUGUUGUAGGUAGGACAGUGAGCAGAGAGGGGUUUGGCCGCCGACUGAAGCCCGUGUGAUUGAUUUUGUCAGUUAUUUUGUGGUGUGGGAGAUAGCAGAAGCUUAAAUUCAUACUAUCUCCGUCUGUUGGUGGUUUCGGCCGUUGGUAUUUUUCGUGCCUCAUUGUCCACCAUAGAUCCGUCAUUGUGCGUGGGGUGCUAUGACCUACAAGCUGGUGGGAAAGAAAAGAGCGACGAGGAACCAGCUGUAUUGCUGCUCCUGUAGGUCGCCAACAGACAGUGUGCUUAGGAUGUGGAACUAGGAGUGUAGACGUUGGCGUCUUGUUGUACUGCGCAUUCCGAGUUGAAGAUUUUUAGAGGCGGGCCUAGUAGAAGAGGUCGUCGUGCAGUAUUUCAUUUCGGAAUCAGAGCAUGUAGGAUGUCAUGCGGUUGGGUGUUGUGUUUAGUCGGGGGAUGUUGGUGCGCAGGUCACAUCCGUGCCAUUCUGGUAUGGGGCAGGAAGACCUUGGACAUUGUUGGUGCCGGCAGUGGAGCUGUGUGGGUUAGAGAUGCUGAGAUAGAAGAGGGCAGAGGGAACUACGUAGGACAUAGGGAGCUGAGAGCGGUCUGCACGCCGGCUGAAGCCCGUGUGUUUGGUUUUCUGAAUGAUUGUUUGGCGUGGGAGAGAGGAGAAGCUUACAUUGAAUGCAUCUCCGUCUGUUGGUGGUUUAGGCUGUUGGUAUUUUUCAUGUCUCAUUGUCCACCAGAGAUCCGUCAUUGUGCGUGGGAUGCUAUGACCUACAAGCUGGUGGGAAAGAAAAGAGCGACGAGGGACUAGCUGUAUUGCUGCUCCUGUAGGUCGCCAACAGACACUGUGCUUAGGAUGUGGGACUAAGAUUUGUGGCGACUUUGGUGUCUUGCUGUUGGGGACUGUUAGAAGGGAGGCCCUGAAAUGGAGGGUGUCAUGGAGUUGGGCGUUGUGUUUAGUAAGGGGAUGGUGGACAUCGUUUGUAACGACGGUGGAUGAGUGUGUGUUUGUUAGUGAUGCUGAGAGAAGAGAGAGUGUGAUGGGGUGUGGGUGAUUGUGAUUGUCGGCGAUCCGCCUCAACGGUCCCUCGUUGUGAGGCUUAAACCACUGACGAAUAUGGAAGGGGAUUGAGGGAGGGGGGCAUUCAGCCCUCUCCCGAUGAGAUCUACGCUGGUUGGCUGGUCGAACCUCGUCUUUAGUAUGUAAUCUGGUUGAUUUAGAGUGAGGCUGCUUCGACUGCAUGCUAACGUGAUCUGUGGCACUCUCACGCAUUUGAUCUGUAUGCGGCGCACUGCCUUUUGUGUGAAGUUCUGGCGCUUUUGUUUCCUCUCGGGCUCAUAUAUGUGGCACCCUGAGACGAGGUCAUUAUCUAUGGCAAAUACUGCGGCAAUCGCCCUAACCAGACGACUACCUAUGAAUCCUUUGUGCCACCUGAAUUUUCUUAGUUGGUACCGCGUUAUCCGGUGUUUCCGCCUAUUGUAAGUUUCGAAUUAACUGCCUGCUUAAGAUGCUUGUGAAGAGGCCCCAGUUGUGUGGGGUAAGAUGUGUGUGUCGUCCCCUUUAGAACAAUUUGUGGUGAUUGUACGGGGACCGAGGACGACGGAAUUCCAGGGGGACUGAAUGAUGGACUUAACGCAAUAAAUAGCUGCUCCAGGCGAAGGGAGACACAUUCCGUGAACGGAUGAGGCACCAUCCGCAGAAUAUGUUCAGACACGGAGUGAAGCAUGAGCUCAAGCAGCAUGGAUCACAUUGCAAUGGCAGAAUUCUCUUGAUAGAAGACCAGUGGUCCAUGAAUAAUAACGUUUUAUUUGUAGUUAGCACGGAUUGGGCAAAGAGGUGAACUUGGAAGAAGGCCACGGUUUCUUUUACGCCACCCACAUUGAGAGGGGUAUUCUAUACUGGUGCGGAACCUGCGAACUAGCACCGUGCCUUAAACAUCGAUGGCAGCCAUAUAAGUCAUUGGCUACCUCCGCUUGGUAUAUGGCCGUGCAAGGGUGAUCUAUGCCAGCAAUCAUGAAGAGCCGUAAGCUUGAAGUGAGGUGAAGCUUCGCCUGGCUGCAGACUUGUGUCUUGUGGUUGAUUCCUUUCGUGGCACUGGAAGUACGUAGGACAUAGUGAGCAAAAAGUGGUUUGGACGCCGGCUGAAGCCCGUGUGUUUGGUUUUGCCAAUGAUUGCCUGGGUUGAGAUGGAGGAGGAGUUUACAUUCAUGCCAUCUUCCUCUGUUAGUGGUUUAGGCUGUUGGUAUUUUUCUUUCCUCAUUGUCCACCAGAGAUCCGUCAUUGUGCGUGGGGUGCUAUGACCUACAAGCUGAUGGGAAAGAAAAGAGCGACGAGGGACUAGUUGUAUUGCUGCACCUGUAGUUUGCCGACAGAUACUGUGCCUAGGAUGUGGUGGUAAGAGUUGUGGCGACGUUGACAUCUUGUUGUACUGCGAAUUUCGAGUUGGGGACUGUUAGAAUGGAGGGUGUCAUGGGGUUGGGUGUUGUGUUUAGUAGGGGGAUGGUGGUGCCUAAGGCACUGUCCCUGCCUGCUAUAGGGAAGGCAGACAGUGGACAUUGUUGGUGCCAAAGGUGGAUCUAUGUGGGGUAAAAACGCUGAGAGAGAGAAGAGAGUGAUGGGGUGUGGGUGAUUGCGAUCGUCGGCGAUCCGCCUCAACGGUCCCUCGUUGUGAGGCUUAAACUACUGACGAAUAUGGAAGGGAAUUGAGGGAGCGGGGCAUUCAGCCGAUGAGCCCUACACUGGUGGACUGGUCGAACCUCGUGUCUAGUGUGUAUUGCGGUGGAUUUAGAGUGAGGCUGCAUUGGCUCCUUGGUAGCAUUGCUUGUGACACUCACGCAUUGGAGCCGUAUGCUGCGCCCCGCCUUUUGUGUGUAGUGCUGGCACUUUUGUUUCGUUUCGAGGUCAUAUAUGUUGCACCGUCAGACGAGGUCACUAUCUAUGACGGACACUGCGCCAAUCCCCCUUACCAGACCACAACCGAUGAAUCCGUUGUGCCACCUGAAUUUCCUUGGUACCUCGUUAUCCGGUGUUUCCGCUUACUGUAGGUUUUGAAUCCUCUGCCCGUUUAAGAUGUUCGUUAAGACGCCCAAGUUGUGUGAGGUAGAAUGCGCGUGUCGUAGCCUUGAGAAUAAUUUGUGGUGAUUGAUUGUACGGGGACCGAGCAGGAUGGAAUUCUAGGGAGACUGAGUGAUGGACUUAGCGCAGUAAAUAGCUGCGUCAUGUGAAGGGAGACGCAUUCCGUGAACGGAUCAGGGACCAUCCGCAGAAUGCGUUCAGGCAUCGAUUGAAAUGUAAGCUCAAGCAGAAUGGAUCACAAUUCAAUGGCAGCACCCUCUUGAUAGAAGACCAGUGGUCCAUGAAUAAUUACGUUUUAUUUGUAGUUAGCACGAAUUGGGCAAAGCGGUGAUACUUCACCUGGCUGCAGAAUUGUGUCUUGUGGUUGAUUCCUUUCGUGGCACUGGAAGUACGUAGGACAUAGUGAGCAAAAAGUGGUUUGGACGCCGGCUGAAGCCCGUGUGCUUGGUUUUCCCAAUGAUUGUGUGGCGUGGGAGGGAGGAGGAGCCUACAUUUAUACCCUCUCCGUCUGUUAGUGGUUUAAGCUGUUGGAAUUUUUCGUGCCUCAUUGUCCACCAGAGAUCCGUCAUUGUGCGUGGGGUGUUAUGACCUACAAGCUGGUGGGAAAGAAAAGGGCGACGAGGGACUAGCUGUAUUGCUGCUCCUGCAGGUUGCCGACAUACACUAUGCUUAGGAUGUGGUGGUAUUAUUUGUGGCGACUUUGACGUCUCGUUGUACUGCGAAUUUCGAGCUGGGGACUGUUAGAAUGGAGGUUGUCGUGGGGUUGGAUGUUGUGUUUGGUAGCGGUUUGGGGGUGCCUAAGGCACCGUCCCUGCUUGCUAUGGGACAGGGAGGCGACGGUGCUGUGUGGGGUAGAGACGCUGAGAGAAGAGAGAGUUUGAUGGUGUGUGGGUGAUUGUGAUCGUCGGCGAUCCGCCUCAACGGUCCCUCGUUGUGAGGCUUAAACCACUGACGAAUAUGGAAGGGGAUUGAGGGAGUGCGGGGAAUUCAGCCUUCUCCCGAUGAGCCCUACACUGCUGUCUGCUUUGUGUGCCUUGCCGCUGCAUUCGUUUCCGUUUAUCAUAAUGUUGUGCCGACAAAGGCUAUCGCCGUGAUCAAGGCUUACCACCGCGUUAUUUCUGUCUCGCAGCUGUCUCUCCCAUGCGUUCGGUGAGAUUCAGGAGGUCCUGUUCCGGGUGAGUCCUAGUAGCCGUCUUUGAAGACCGGCUGGUUUGACAUACACCGCCAAGGGUUGUUUAUGAAGGUGCUGCACGGAUGCAUUAUAUGCGUAGUGAAGGAUUGUCGUGACUGCGGCCUCUUGUGCUUUGUCUGAUCUGAUGCAGGGACCUGUGAGCGCACAGUCGGCGUCGUUUUUUUUCCGCCGCGUUUUCUAACCUUUUUUGAGCGGGAUGCUCAAUUCCACCUUUUGUUUGUUGACUUUUCGGCCGCCUAUGCGUACAUUUUUGUGCUAUUUUAUCCCUGGCUAAGUAUGUCCUUCCGGUUCUUUUAAUGUCGUACUGUGUGCGAUUGCCGUUGCCGCGACCGUUGCGACAUUAUGGCCAUCUUAUGUUCCGAUUUGUAAAUGGACGUGUUACUUUCUAUGUUGUCUUUUUCCGCAUUUAUCCUAUAUGGCUAUUUUCAGCGUGAAAAUGACCCCUCACCGAUAUUUCCUCGUGUUCAAAAGCUUCCAUUUAUGUGCCCUCUCAAAUAGUUUAUUUACUGGCCGUUUCGGAUUUUCACUCGUACCCAUCAUGCGGAGAUGCAUAACCAGUCGUUCUCUCCUCCGCCCGCCCUGCCUCUCUCAUCGCAUUUUUUGUAUUGGGCAUCGCUCGGCUUUUUCGCUCCGACUCGCUAGGUCACGAUUGCGCCGUUCGUACUUGUUAGCUGGUUCUUUUCCUCAGCACCUGAUUCUAAUGCUUGACGUCUCAGACACAGUAGUUUAAGUCUCCGCAAUCGCCCCGACGCCGGCGGUUGGGGCCAUACUGUGUGAGGGAGUCGCGCUACAACCUAUCACCGUUUUAAGGGUAGCCGGCUUUCUAACCUGCGUUUUCCGUGACCUAUUGUCCACUCCACCGCUCCCUCCCCUCCCCUCGCCCCCCCCCCCCCUCCUGAGUGGGAAUUUCAGCACGACUCCACGGCAGAGCGACUGAUAAAUAAAUAAAUAAAUUUUUAUUUAAUGCCAGUUUACAGGCAUUGUCAAGGGAAGCGAUUAAACACAAAUCCGACCAGCAGUGAAAAAAAACUCCUGAGCUUAAGGGAUAAAAAUAUAGUUGAUGGUGGUUUUUGUGGUUUGGUGGGCUCAGGAGAAAAAACUGCCGGCGGUGGUAGAAUAUCGACCGUCAAGAAGGGGGGAGGUUGCACGGUAUCGGAGAUUAUCGGACGUCAAAUUCCUUUCAUGAGACUGAUGUGAUUAGCUGAUUCGCCAUUAUGUACAUCUUCUCUCCGCAGAAUAAAAACCACCCCCCCGCAAUAACUUGGUUAGACUAGAAAGCAAAUGAGGUUAUUUACAGUCCGGUCAGUUUCCCUGCGUUCGAUUACAAGAAAGUAGUGUCCGUUUCAUGCAUUUUCUUCAUUAUAUGUGUUCGCGUGUGCAUCGGAAAUGUCUAACAGUUUGAAUUAUGUGCAAACUGGGUUAGACGAAAGGGGUCAAUUUUAAAUUUUGCAUUUACAGCACACAAAGGUUUUACCUCAUCAUGGCGGGGUCCGACUGCAACAACUGCCUGAUAGCUCCGAAAUGCCUUCUUUUUCGGUCUCACGAUACCAGACCGCAUCGGGAAAAGUGGCAGUACGCUUUUUACUUGACCAAUCUAUCCCCCCCCCUGACAAAACGGACCGCGGAUAGGCGGAAACCGAAGGCCACCUCAUGCCAGAUAAUUUAUCACAGAAAGAGUCAUACUGGAACAAUCCAGUGCAUGCGGCUAUAUCAAUGUGCUGGGUAGCGCCGAAGGGGUGACUUACUGUAGCAAUGAAUUAAUAAGCUAAACAAGGCCUACUAAAAUAAAUGUAGUAGUUGAUUAUACACAUUUAACUCAGUGUUCCGCACUGUUCCGCUCUGUCUUGCCUCGAAAUGUCUUCUUUUUCAGUUUCAUGCUUUAUCCCUUGCCCAUGAUUCUAGCGCGCACUAGGACAAGUGACAGGAAGCUUUUUAUUUGACCAGUUUCUCCCCCCCUCCCUAAUGCGUGACAUCGCGAGCUGGCCUAAGUACCGCUUAUAGUCUGUUCUUACCCACCCUCGCCACCAGUCUAGUUUUACUUUUAGUUCCCGUUUGCUCUUUACCCUAGUUGCUGCAUCGAUGAGCUGGCCGGCGAGCGCUGGGGUGUUGACGCCAUUAUUCACUAUGGCAACGCCUGCCUCUCGGCCACCGUCGGUCGCGUACCCUUCCGGCACGUCUUCGGUCGUCCCGCCUGUCCGGCUCUACAGCACCUGCCCCGCAUCUGCCAUCAACUCGCCAGCCUUAUUUGUCCCCAGGACAAGGACAGUACCACCUCAGGUGUCCUCUUCGCCUGUGACUUCCGCUAUCAGGCUGCGGCCCGCCAGAUUGCGGAGGCUUUGGCUGCCGCGCUGACUCCGCACAGCGUUUGUGUGUGGCUGGGAGAACCGGCCACUGGCAGUGGUGGUGCGACGACAGGCUUGAUGCACGCGGGACGGCGCUUUUCGCCCUGCUGCGGAGCCUCCGCAGUCAGGGCGGCGUCUGAUCUGCCACCGACGACGGCGACGACGCUGGUCUACCUCGGCGCCUGUGAUGCCGCCUUCUACCGCGUCCUCGUGACCCUACGACAGGCCUACGCCAUCACCGCUCUGACGAUUGAUCCGCAGAGCGGCGAGGUUGCACCCGCAAAGAAGUCUGCAGCCGCCUUCCUACGUCGUCGCUAUCACCUCAUGGAGAAGGCCAAGGAGGCUAAACGUAUUGGCAUUCUUGUGCGUAGUUCUGGGGACACCUUCCCUCAUUUCUUCAUACAUGAGAAGCCUUAGAAUUCUCAUUUUCUGGGCGGCGGGCUGAUUGCCUUCUUGAGCGGACCUUCAUCCUCCUCGUUGCUAGAUUGAAUGCUCUAGGGAUAGUCAUUGUUAGCGUUCACGCGUUCCACCUCCAGAUAAGAUGACCGGCCUCUACACCUCUAAGGCCUUCAAGUCAAGGAAAUGCAGUACCAAAAUUGACUUGAACCGGUUUCUCCUUCAAGUGGGUUAAUCCUGGGGAUCGUGCAGGGGUAGAAUAACAUGAGGGUGCUUGAAGCCGGCUAGGUCAGAAGUCACAGCCGAUAAACUCGGGUCUGGCGUAGCCAUCCUCUCUCCCCCCGGCAGUUUUUUAGGCAGCAGGGGAAGGCCUUAGUACAACUGAGCUACGAGGCCCCACCUUCCCCUUGCUGUCGUGGGUUCGAAUCUGACCGAGCCACCGAGUUUUUCACAGUUGGGUCACUAAGAAUUAUUCAAAAUUCUGCCAGAUCAUAUUCUACUUACGUGACCCUGGUAGUCAUCUGGUGGAUUCUAGGUGGAUUGGCUAGGAAAUCCUGUUCGGACAGUCAGCUUACUGUAUUAGAUUGGGUGGGCUCCAGGCGUUGCAGUUUGUUGGGCGGGUAACUUAACCCAACUGUGACUUAAUUCACGUCCCCCGGUGGGUCCUCGUAGCUCAGGUGGCUAGAGUGUUAGCUUUACUAAAGCCUUUCCUUUGCUGUUGUAGGUUCGAAUCCAACCGAGGCGCCGAGCCUUUCACAGUUGGAUCAGUAUAUAGUAGGUGGACUAACUCAUGAAAUGUCAACCGAAAUUCCGAAAUGCGUUUUCGUUUUGAAAAGAUUGAUUAAGCGGGGUUAUAAAACCAGUCAUCGUGCAACAUAAUUUUAUAAUAAUUCAGUCACCUCAGAAUUUCAACUUUCAAACAAACUUCUUUUCAGCUGCAUGCAGGAACGACACUCAGUAAAAAUAGCUACUUAAGUAGCAUGCACUUUUCUCAUUGAUUUUCGAUGCCCUUAAAAAGUCACUUAUAUUCCAUGGAAAACAUGCAUAAAAAUUUUCAUUCCUUUUCUCAUUCGGUAGAAAAUUACGUCUUUCAAUUUUACAGUCGAAAGAAGGGUUUAAUUUGGUUUUAAAAAAGUUUCUAAUUGUGAGAUUUCUUAAUACUGUGAAAUGGCCGCUCAUAAAACGUCAUGUCUCUGCAUUUACUAGUGUUGCUUGCAAAUCCACUGCUAAAUUCUAUGAAUCCCAUAUGAUCUCCUCUGAAUGCCAUAGAGAAAUUUACGGUUUUCCGUACGCGGAAAAUAUCCGGCUUGUAGUUUGGAUACUCUGAGUGCAAGUGUAACGGCAGGUCGGGUUCAAAAUUAUUCGGGAACUGGAAAAGUUUUUUAAAACCAAAUUAAACCCUUCUUUCGAGCAUAAAAUUGAAAGACGACGUAAUUUUCUACCAAAUGGGAAAAGGAAUGAAUAUUUAUAUGCAUGUUUUCCAUGGAAUAUAACUGACUUUUUAAGGGCAUCGAAAAUCAAUGAGAAAAAUGCAUGCUACUUAAGUAGCCAUUUUUACUGAGUGUCGUUCCUGCGUGAAUAUGCUUGAUGCUGGCAAGACCAAGAAUCACAGCCGACACUCCCGGGUCUGGCUGUUUUUUUCAGGUUUUUAGGAAACCGGUGUUUCCUGACGUGAGCAAGGCUGCCGCUUUCUCGUUUAACUAGACCCUCCCUGACUUUUUGUUAUGCUAUGCAAACGAAGUCGGCGAAUUCACAGAUUCCUCUGCGAACUCAUCUGUUGUAGGCGUUCUUGUCAACGAGCUGGUGGCAGUAUAUUUGCCUGCUCUGAAUCAACUGUGUUUCAAACUACCGUGUUUGCGGUAUAUCCUUCCUAUUGAGUGGGCGCGUUUGCUUGCCACAAAAAACCCGUGUGACCAUGCCCUUCCGCCUGCACACUCACAGAGAUUCCGAUGGGCUUCGGAGUCAGUCCAUGUACCAACACACUUCUGAGAAUAUCUGAGUUUUGUCCCUCCUUCCUAAGUCGUCCUCUUUUUCUCCCGUUUUUCCUUAGAUUGGUACCUUAUCGACGCAGCGCUACACCGACGUGACUGCCAGGCUAAAGCGGCUUCUACAGGCCGCACACAAGUCUUACCUCACUCUGGUCGUUGGGCGCAUCAACGAGGCCAAGCUGUUGAAUAUCCCACAUCUGGGUGCUCUGGUUCUGAUAGCUUGCCCGGAGAGCAGUCUGUUUGACGAUCCCUCCAUCCCACUACCCAUUGUGACGCCCUACGAGUUGGAAUGCGCUCUUCACUCACUUCUCGCACCGGGGGACCCCGGGGAGGAAGAUGGCUGCUCGGGUCGUAUUUGGCAGGGUGAUCGUCUAUGGCUCGAUUUCGCUGACAUUCUGCCCGGUAAGGACUGUUUUUAGAAGAAAAGGCGGCGAGCCAACGUUGCUUUCGAUAACUUCUCGUCAGGCCAAUACAGUUACAUAGGGCGGGGUACAGUGAGUGAAACAAAAAUCGAUAAAAGUUAAGUUUUAAAUUACAGGCUCGGCAAGAGCGGAAGGGCGCCGAAAGUUGUAUGAGGUUAGUCAACCUUUGACCACAGUAAGCGCGGAGCCUGAACGUGGUUCUUCUGGGCGCAUAGGGUCGGUUUUCGUAACCUAAUUGCGACCACUUCUGCUGUUGCUAACAGGCGCUGGCCCAGUAGCUUCGGGUAGCUUGAGGGGACCUUGUAAAUCACACUAAAUGCUUCAGUGGGGUCCACACGAUGCCCCGAAUCCACUGCCUGUGCAAGCAUGACGCUGUCUAUUCUCCUAGUUUCACCUUUUGCCAGCCAUGCGGGAAAGUGCCCUCGUAUUCCUUUGGAAAGGCGCCGACUCGUACGACGAAUAUAACCUGCUCCACAGGAGCAAUUAAAUGAGUAGAUGCACAUUGAGGCGGUCUGAGGUGGCAGCCUAUCCUUGCCUUCUCCGCGUAAAAUAGGGUUAGUAGAGAAUAAUAUGAGAACCCUCGCUGCUGGGAAGGUUCCCGAGACAUCUUGGUCAAGGUGUAUUCUCAGGAGUUCACUUGCAGCGUCUCCUUGGAAGGGACUUUGAGUAACAACGUUUUCUUUUCGGCGGUUAGUGUGGUGGGUUUUGCGGGUCGUUCGGCAAGUUCUUUGCAAUGAACCUGUCAGGGUACCCAUUUUUGCGAAGUAAGUCUUGGAUUUUUCUAAGUUCCUCCUCGAUACUAUCUGUUGAACACAUUUUUCUAGCCCUUUGGGCCAAACACCUGACUAGAUUCCGAUUUUGUUGGAGGGGUACGAAACUAGCGAAGUUCGUGUAUUGUCUAGACCAGAUUUUCUUCCGAUAGACGCUCCUUCCGAUGCUAUCGUCAGAUCUGCUUAGAGGGAUAUCUAAGAAACGAAGCGAACCGGCCGAUUCCAUCUCCAACGUGAAUUUGAUCGACUGACUUGCUCGGUUUACAACAUUUAGGAGGGCAGCAACGUCGGUUUCUGUGAUUGCAAUCACAACCGUAAUGUUUAAGCUUUUUGAUCUGAUCGCUUAGUUGAAAUUUAUCCGGCUUGCCCAUAAAGGCGUCGGCUAAGAGAGGCCCAAAAGGCGAGCCUAUAGGGACGUCGUCUACUUGUCUAUAGAGUUGGUUGUCAAAAAGGAACUGCACAUUUACUGUGCACCUUAGUAAUAGUUCCUUGAGUGUGUUCGUCGGUAUUACUAUUUCUUGAUGACUGGCAGAUAGAAAAUCACAGAUGUAAUCCGUGAACCUGCCGGGUUUGUGCCCAAUUCUGCGGUCGCAAACUUGCCACCCGUCAAGUACCUGUGACCAUCCCGUCCUGAGAAUGGCUCAGGUUGUGUGAUGUCAGCCGGUUGUCGAGGCCCUUGCACGCAUAUCAUGCUUCUUUCUUCUGUAGGUGGUUCGUCUUACGUGCCGGAGGAGUCCAUCUGCGGAGACCAGGCGUCGGCCUCCGGCGACGACGUCCCCGAGCGUCAGUUUGGCGCAUUGUCGUUGACGAGUGGGACUAAUGCCGGUGGCGAUCUCUCACUUAUGCUCCGCGAUGAGGCCAACUGGUCUCUGGCUCUUGCCUGCGAGGAUCUCUCUGUGGCCUCCGGUUGCUGGCGUGGCCUGGAUCCCCGGUUGGGGGAGACAGAGGUGGCCCUGAUCCAGCCGGGUCGAUCGGGUCUGCCGGUAGAGUAUCGAACUGCUGAAAAAUGA
Messenger RNA from Spirometra erinaceieuropaei, 35835 nucleotides. The record is from the annotation of a GenBank genome assembly. Lineage: Eukaryota; Metazoa; Platyhelminthes; Cestoda; Diphyllobothriidea; Diphyllobothriidae.